AUGGAGAUGGAUUGGGCAUCGGAUGUCGAAAUCCUCCAAGAACGAUCUCGUCAAGGAGUGCAAUUUACUCCAUCCGAUCGCGAGGCGCUGUCCAGAGCGCUCUCAGACUCUCAACAAAGACUAUCAGAACUCCUCCGCGAAGCCGAUCAACUGCGACGGACGAUCGCUCACCAGCAAUCGUCUCUUUCCCCCCUCCGACUUCUACCCACCGAGCUGCUCGUUCGCAUUUUGCGGCUCGCUAUUGUCCCUGGGAUGGUAAUCCAAUACGAUGAGACUAGCGCACCAUGGAACAUCGGCGCCGUGUCCAGACAUUGGCGGGAUGUCCUCUACUCGACUCCAGAGCUCUGGACGGCGAUAGAGAUAGAUUGGAAUAGAUGGAAUCGUCCACUGGCUCUCGAUGCGGAGAAUACGCCAUACCCAGCAAGGGUCGCCCAAUUUCUAGAACUCUCUUCUGCCCUACCACUUCUCAUCAACGUUCCGUCCUAUCCCAACCUUGUUUGGGGCACGCAAGCCGAAGAGCCACAGCGCCAGGCGUGGACGCCAAUUUACCGCCGCCUGGAGGAUGAACUGCUCACCAGGUGGUCGGGUUCCGUUGACGCGCAAUUCCUGCGCCAACUAUGGAAGUUCCGUGCCAACGCUACGCUCACGCUUCCGAUGAUCACCGGGUUGAGAAGAAUGGAUGAAUUUGUAUUGGAAGACCUGAUCACGGAGGCGAACAUCAACCUCAGAAUUCCGCAGCUACAAGAUAUUAUCCUCAAAGACAUUUGGAGGAUCGACGCGAGAGUGGAGAACGAGUACCUGGCCAACAUCAAGCGACAUGCGACGGCGUUCCUAGGCGACCACGCCAGCAACCUCCGCGCCUUGGAGUUUAGAGGCCAACUCGAAGCGCUGGCGUUCGUCUCCCAAUGCCCGUCGAGCCAGCACAUCAUGAAGUCGGUCGAAUCCUUGAGGAUCCAACAAUCCUUGAGCUUCCCUGGCUCCCUUCAAGAUCGUGAAGAAGACUUCGGACGCAUCCUCGUCCCUAGCAUCCGCCAUCUGUUCAUCGCGGACUAUCCUGGUGUUGUCGCUGCCUAUUUGCAAAAGAUGAAAAUCCCGACCAUCAAGUCUUUGCAGCUUGUCAUCAAGACAACACCGUUACACAACGACGUUCUACCCCCAGCGCUUCUGGAUUUUUUGCGAAUUCCAAGCGAGGCUGGAGGCUUGGAGUCGCUUUGCUUGGCCGGUAUCGAUAUACCAGAAGGGUCCUUACCAGAAAUUUUGAACGAACUCGAUACCCUGCGAGAACUAGUGCUAUGGACACUUCCGCACGACAUCGAAACCGCACUCACCACCUCAACAGCAAUACUACCGGCACUCCGACGCUUAACGAUCCUGGACAACACGAAGAAUUCGACUGAGACAUCGGUCCUUGUGGAGAUAUUGGGAGCACGGCACCCUGGUGCUCGCGUUUUCUCCUUCAAGUCAUUCAAAAGAACCUGGGCAUUCGUCGACGGGGGGAAUUUGUCUGCAUUUGACGAGGAGUCGCUGGCGUUUGACUACCGGCUGCCAGCUGAGGCUUGGAUGCAGCACCGAUUGGAGCUUGUGUGGUUGUAGCGGGAAGUCGGACUCGGUCGGCACUGGUUUG
Molecule: messenger RNA, 1624 nt
Organism: Coprinopsis cinerea okayama7#130
Lineage: Eukaryota; Fungi; Basidiomycota; Agaricomycetes; Agaricales; Psathyrellaceae
Exons: 1
Coding region: 1-1593 (530 amino acids)
Source: RefSeq, a predicted model, not a curated record